Messenger RNA from Hibiscus syriacus, 639 nucleotides. RefSeq lists its product as uncharacterized. The record is from RefSeq and is a predicted model, not a curated record. The transcript has 2 exons. Lineage: Eukaryota; Viridiplantae; Streptophyta; Magnoliopsida; Malvales; Malvaceae. The coding region runs from base 74 to 547 and encodes 157 amino acids.
CAUAAUCAGCCAACUUGUGAAGUUUACUGCGGUAGCCGAAGGCAUCAUAGACGUUGCACCCAAGAGGACCGGCAUGUGGAUGAGGCGAAUCCAUUCUUUGUCUGGAAAUGCUUUGUGUGCCAGACAUACUAGGAGAGGAGCUAGUGCUCCCUCGAGAAAGAACCAAUUGACGUUCCCAUACUCACCUUCCGUUCCGAAUAUUCUGCGGGGUCCAACUAGCCCCCAUAUAACGGAUGCAUCGAAGAACACAUUGUCCAUCGGACAAGUCCAUGGACUGUCAGGUGGCAACAAGGAGGUAUCACAAAGAUUGGGAAUCUCUUCCAUAAGCCACCAUGCAGUUAUGGUGUACACAAAGACCGCAACAAUUGUUCCUACCACUUGCAAAUGCGACUCAUUAGAUAUCAAUCGAUAUAGGUUUACAUUCGACCCUUUACGAGAGAACUGUGAUUUUCAGGAUUGCAGACAGAGAACUGACCUGUGCUGUGAACAUCGACCGAGGAGGAAUCUUCAUGUAAUGGCCGAGUUUGAAGUCCGAAACAAAGGUUAGAGCUUGAGCCAUGCUUAUGUAUCCAUACACCUUGAAGCACAUAUUAGCAACAGGGUGCUCAGGGUACAUAUAUCCAAUCACUUAUUCAGUAA